CAACUGAGAUUUGGUUUCGAAGAAAUCACAAUGAAGACUUUAUUCAUGAUGGCUCCCAUUAUCACGCUUAUACUUGGUCUGCAAGGCGUGGUGGUACAAGGCUCCGAGAAUGCACCCACAACAGAGGCUUGCGGCGAAGGAGAAGUUUGGAAAAACUGUGUCGGGGGCUCAUGUGCCGAGCUCACCUGCGAACACCCCAAACCUCCGAAUGGAUGCACCAAGGACUGCAACUACGGUUGCUACUGUGGCGAGGGCUACUACUGGAACUCCCAGGAACAAUGCGUCGCGAAGGAACAGUGUACUUGAAAGCUAGGUUGUCUAUUACGGCUAUUGC
Molecule: messenger RNA, 334 nt
Organism: Ixodes scapularis (black-legged tick)
Lineage: Eukaryota; Metazoa; Arthropoda; Arachnida; Ixodida; Ixodidae
Product: chymotrypsin-elastase inhibitor ixodidin-like
Exons: 2
Coding region: 31-306 (91 amino acids)
Source: RefSeq, a predicted model, not a curated record